AUGACACCCCAAUCAGUCCUCGUAAUUGGGGGAUCCGGUGCCCAGGGGAUACCGAUCGUCAAAGAACUCUCCCGCAGUGAUAACUACCACGCCAUCCGAGUUCUGACUCGUGAUCCGACAUCUGACAACUGCCGAGCGCUUGCCUCUUUGCCCAAGGUCACCCUCUAUCCGGGGAGUGCGGAUGACGAGCCUGCUCUGAGACGUGCCUUGGCGGGGGUGGACCUUGCCUUCGUCAACACCAACAGCUGGAGUCUCGGUAUUAAGGGGGAGAUCUACUGGGGCAUCCGCAUCUAUGAACUGGCGGUCCAGGCUGGCGUCAAGCAUUUCAUAUGGUCGUCGCUGGAUAACUUUGCCGUCGAGACUCGCUUUGACGAGGAACUCCGGGUGGGCCAUUACUAUGGGAAGGGCCACGUCGAGCAAUGGCUCUCGUCAAUCCCCCAGCGCGAAGACUCGACCCGAUGGUCGAUCUUGACCACCGGUCCGUACAUCGAAAUGCUUUCAGAGCUUCUGCGGCCGACUACUGAUGAGCACGGCACCUAUUGCUUCGAUGCUCCGCUCGGCCAAGGAGCAGUUCCUUUCGUCCACCUCGAUGACCUGGGAUAUUAUGUGGAUUGGAUCUUUUCUCAUAUCGAUGAGUCUGCGGGGAUGAACCUCAAAGUGGCAGUGGAACAUGUCUCGUAUAGCCACUUAGCUACGACGUUCACCAAAGUAACGGGCAAGCCGGCGCAGUAUCGCGACAUCACGUUCGAGGAGACGUUCACAAAGGGCCCUCUUUCGCCAGUGGCCGACGUCAAGAUAGGCGCUGAAACUGCCGGGGACGACCCCACCUUACUCUCAUAUCGAGAGAACUUCACUGCAUGGUGGAAAUUGUAUGCACGGUCGGCGGAUAACAAAGGGAUCUUGCAGCGAGAUUAUGAGUUACUCGAUCGAAUCUUCCCUGAGCGGGUGCGCAGCCUCGAGCAGUGGAUGCACAAGGUAGGCUAUACGGGGGGAGCCAAAGCCGGUGCUUAA
Penicillium chermesinum is the source of this 1011-nucleotide messenger RNA. RefSeq lists its product as uncharacterized. Bases 1 to 1011 code for a protein of 336 amino acids. The transcript has 2 exons. The record is from RefSeq and is a predicted model, not a curated record. NCBI's taxonomy places the organism in Eukaryota, Fungi, Ascomycota, Eurotiomycetes, Eurotiales, Aspergillaceae.